This is a messenger RNA of Leptomonas pyrrhocoris, 1406 nucleotides long. Its product is annotated as putative nucleoporin (NUP54/57). NCBI's taxonomy places the organism in Eukaryota, Euglenozoa, Kinetoplastea, Trypanosomatida, Trypanosomatidae. Gene Ontology annotation, molecular function: structural constituent of nuclear pore. Gene Ontology annotation, cellular component: nuclear pore; nuclear pore central transport channel. The record is from RefSeq and is a predicted model, not a curated record. The coding region runs from base 105 to 1406 and encodes 433 amino acids. Gene Ontology annotation, biological process: nuclear pore organization; protein localization to nuclear inner membrane; NLS-bearing protein import into nucleus. The transcript has a single exon.
GCACAUUUUGGGGCUGUGCAGCUGUGCAUACGUCAAAGCACGAGUCUUUGAGAGCACGUCGCACCUGCGAACAGCACAACAGCGUUCAUCGAUAGAGAUUUGAAAUGUUUGGUGCCGCCACAGCCCCGACCGGUGGCUUCGGUACAGUCAGCAACACCACCACCAACACCGUUACUUCGGUAGGAGGCUUUGGGGCGCCGAGAGGCUUCGGGGCUCCCAGCACAGCACCCACGGCAGCUGCCCCGUCUUUCGGACCCGCAGCGACGAACGCCACGGCGAAUACGGCGCCGACCGGGUUUGGCGCAGCCACUGGCGGGUUUGGUGGUGGGGGUGGCGGCGGAGGCUUUGGGACAACGGCGGGCGGGUUUGGCGCCUCCGCAGCACCCACCACCACCGGCUUUGGCACGGCGAACACCGGGGGUGGCUUUGGCGGUGGCUUUGGUAUGCCGCCGCAGCAGCAGCAAUCUGGCACGGCGACGCAGGGAUUUGGGUUUGGUCCGCAGCCGCCACCGAUGAUGGCAGCAUCGCAGCAGUUUCAACAGCCACCGCAGCCGCCCACGGUGACGCUGCAGGACUUCACGCGGCAGAGCGCGUUGGCGAGUUACCUCGUCCAGCUGGAUCAGUCCUACAACGCCCUGCACCCGAAGUGUCACUUCACCGCCUUCGUGUACAACAGCUGUGGCCCGGGGCAGGUGAUGGACGCGAUCCAGAAGGAGCGUUACACGGCGUACCUAAACGGGGGCGGCUGCAGUGACGAGGCCUACAUGCAGGCCCUCCAGAAGAACCCCGAUCCGGGUCGUCUCUACCCGUCCCCUCUCCACUUCUCCCAGGAGCUGCUCCAGCGCACGGAGAAGCAGAAGGCGGCAGUAAAGGUGCUGCAGACGAAGGUGCAAGAGCUGCUUCAGGACGUGGACACCGUGGCGGCCAUGGACGCAGCGAACGUGCAGCGCCAGCGCGAGGUGGAGCAGGCAGAGUUGAUGCUGCGGCACCGGUGGUACGCGGUGCUGCGUAAAAUGGAGCUGCUGCGCCACCACGGCAGCAGCAACGGCGAGGAGAGUCUGCUGAGUAGCCGCGUGGAGCAGCUCCGGCAGCACCUCAGGGCACCGGGCCAAUUUGGGCAGCUGCUGCGGGACCUGCGGCCGUUUUUGAGCGAGGAGGUGUCGCGAGUGGCGAUGAUGACGCAGCAGCGGCGGCCCUCGUCUCCUCCGCAGCCGAGCCGCGCACCGGCUGCAUUUCGCAGCGCCUCGGGUCGCCCCCUGCUGCGGUCCGAGGUGGACCCCUACAUCAUGAAGGACUGGAUCCAGUUUGCGAGGCAGAUGCAGGACGGCAUCGAGACGCUGGAUGAGCUUCUCAAGACGGACGUGAAGGAGAUGCGCGCCGUUCGCGAGCGAAUCGAAUCUGCGUAG